Molecule: messenger RNA, 369 nt
Organism: Malus domestica (apple)
Lineage: Eukaryota; Viridiplantae; Streptophyta; Magnoliopsida; Rosales; Rosaceae
Source: RefSeq, a predicted model, not a curated record
AUGACGAACUUGGCUAAGCUUGAAUAUGCUGCCCUGGACAUUACCGGGAAGAAUUACCUUACUUGGGUACUUGAUACCAAGAUCCAUCUGGAAGCAGGGAAUCUUGGAGAUACCAUCAGGGAAGAAAGCAGCUCAUCUUCUCAAAAUCGGGCGAACGCUAUGAUCUUUAUUCGCCGCCAUCUUGAUGAGGAUUUCAAAUCAGUGGCGGAGUACAAUUCUGCGUUGUUCAGGAUUACCUCUCAGAUGAAGCUCUGUGGGGAUACCAUUACUGAUGAAAUAUUGCUGGAAAAGACUUACAGCACAUUUCAUGCCAAUAACAUGCUCCUGCAGCAGCAGUAUAGAGCGCGAGGCUACACUGAAUACAACUAG